AUGGGCAAGAUUAUGAAGAAGAAAGUGGAUAAAAUUAAGGCGAACAAAGAAGAGGACAUUGGGGUGUUUACGGCUGUUCCCGAGGCGGUUCGUUACGACGAUGAUGUGGAAGAGGAAGAUUUUGACCCUCAGCUGAGCGCAGAUGAAGUGGAGGCAGAAGAGGAGGAUGAUGAACGCAAGAGAAACAAGCUGGUCCAGGCCAUCAGCUCCAUGGGAAAGGGGCGCAAGAGUUCACGCCUGGAGGAGAGGUCCGAGGCCGCGCUCAUCGUAUCUGAGUUUGGCGUGAACUCUGUGGGAGAGAGUGGAAAGGUCGAGCUGUCAGACCUGAUCCCCAGCGCCACCAAGAAGGCCCAGAAGCAGAUCGAGACUCUCAAGAGGGGCCGCAGGACGCUCGAAACUCCACUGUCAAGGCAGGAGACCGAGCGCAUUCACAGAGAUGUGGCAUUCCAGAAAGUGUCAGAAGAAGUGUCCAAGUGGAAGAGCGUGAUCAAACAGAACCAGCGCUCCGAGCAGCUGGUUUUCCCCCUGAACCAGGAGCCCUCUGGACCCAAGGCCAUCGAACACGUGGUGACAGGCUGGAAAUCCCAAACGCCGCUGGAACAGGAGAUCUUUGCUCUACUCAACGCCAACAAACAGCCCAUACACAACCCGGUCCUCACCCCCGCCGAAGAGGAAUCCAUCAAAGCCAUGAGUUUGGUAGAGGCCAAAAUCCGUAGGGCCGAACUCCAGAAGGCAAGAGCCAUCCAGUCAUAUUACGAAUCCAAAACGAGGCGUGAGCGCAAAAUCAAAAGCAAAAAGUACCACAAGGUUCACAACAAGGCAAAGCGGAAGGAGUUUCUAAAGCAGUUCGACGAGAUGGUAAAGACCAACCCGGAAGCAGCUCUGGAGGAGUUGAAGAAGCUGGAACUGGGGCGCAUGAAAGAGCGCAUGUCUCUCAAGCACCAAAACAGCGGAAAGUGGGCCAAGUCCAAAGUCAUCAUGGCAAAGUACGACGAGGAUGCAAGGAAAGCCAUGCAGCAGCAGCUCGAGAUCAACAAAGAGCUCACGCAAAAGGUUGUCACCGCUCUGAAUAACGAUGAGGAGGAGGAAGAAGAAAAGGAGGAAGAGGUCCUGCCGGAUUUUGCAAACGAUGCGGAACAAGCCGGAGACUCGACGAACCCCUGGAUGAGAGGAAAGCUUACAGAAGAGGAGCGAGAGAACAAAGAAGUGUCCGAGAUGCCGGUGGAGACUGUUGUGAUAGAGGAGGAAUCCGAGGAAGAGGAGGUGAACGAAGACGAGGUGUUGUUGAAGGAGUUUGAAAAUAAGCGUCAAAGGCGUAGAGAAGCGGAAAACAAAACGGACGAACAAGAUGAGGAACAGGAGGAUGAGGAUGAGGAGGACGGCAUGGCAGAGGAGGAAUUGUCUAAGUUUAUGUCAAUGAUCCGUGGUUUGUCAAGGAAGCCAGAAGUCGAAAUAAUCGCAGACAACUCCACGCCAUUAGAGGAAGGGCUCUCGAGGAUUCAGACUAUGGAGGACGCCGAGAAUCUACAAGACGCGGAAAUGCCGGAAAGCGAUGUGGUCGAAGUGGUACCGCAGGAAGAACAUACAGGCAUAGCACCAGCAAAAAAAGCCAAAAAGAGAAAACGCAAUAUUGAACUGAAGCAAGUCCUGACUAAAGAAAGCAAAGUGGUAACCGUCCCGCUGAAAGUGACAACAGAGGAAGCAGAAGACGAGGAUUUGGAGGAGGAAAUAGACCAGCGAGGGCUCAUCAGAGAGGCGUUCGCGGGGGACGACGUUGUUUCUGAUUUCCUGAAAGAAAAGCGCAACCAGGAAAACGCAGGCAAACCCAAAUCGGUGAAUCUGACACUGCCGGGAUGGGGCGAAUGGGGCGGCCUUGGUUUGAUGCCGUCGAGGAAGAAGCGCAAGAAGUUCCGAGUCAAAGCAGCGCCAGCGGCACCACGCAGAGACGCCAAGCUUCCCGAGGUGAUCAUGUCGGAGCACCGGGACAAGAGCAUCGCCCUGCACCAAGUGAACAGUCUGCCCUUCCCGUUCGACAACCACAUACAGUUCGAAAGCUCCAUCCGCUGUCCGAUGGGGAGAACGUGGAACAGCGAAAAAACGGUCCAGAAGGUCACACAGCCGAGAGUGGUGACGCAGUUGGGGGCCAUCAUUGAGCCAAUGGGACGCGAGGAGUUCAAGAAGGUUCCGCAGGCCAAUCAGAAAGCUCAAACCCCUACUGUGACAAAUCAAAGGAAUGGACAGCCGGAAAGAAGGCAUAAACACGUUCAGAAACGGAAAAAGCACAAGUAG
This is a messenger RNA of Knipowitschia caucasica, 2289 nucleotides long. NCBI's taxonomy places the organism in Eukaryota, Metazoa, Chordata, Actinopteri, Gobiiformes, Gobiidae. The record is from the annotation of a GenBank genome assembly.